Phycomyces blakesleeanus NRRL 1555(-) is the source of this 939-nucleotide messenger RNA. RefSeq lists its product as hypothetical. The record is from RefSeq and is a predicted model, not a curated record. The coding region runs from base 1 to 939 and encodes 312 amino acids. NCBI's taxonomy places the organism in Eukaryota, Fungi, Mucoromycota, Mucoromycetes, Mucorales, Phycomycetaceae. The transcript has 3 exons.
AUGCCAAGCAUAUUUAUGGCUCACCUUGAUGAAGCCCAUCAAUCUUUGGAGGCUUUCUGCAGAAAGUGCAAGAAAUUGUAUAAAGCCCCAUUCCUUUUGCCAAACAUGCAUCUCCAUCUUCAUCUUUUCGAAAGAUGCAAUGGUAUCUUGAAAAACUAUGCAACAAAUAGAAAACACGGGUUUGAGGAAAUCUAUAUGAAGAAGUACCUUGAAGAAGCAUAUCAGGGAGAUUUUAUUCACCAAACUUUGCCAAUAAUUCGACCUGAGCAUUCGGCAAUCAUCCUUGAACUCACUGCAUCCACUGCCAAUUCCAUAGCCACUUCCACUUCCACUGCCAUCUCAAUUCAAUUUGAUAUCAAUGCUUUUCUUGAUUCUCCUGAGAUCAACUUUGAUAUCUUCAAGAGAAACGAGCCUUUGCCCCCUUCUGCACUUCCUUUAGCUCUAAAGGGGGAGAUUUCUAUGGAUGAAUCCGAGUAUGAGCAUUUGUUGGAAUACUAUUGCAAGACAUACAAUGAUCAAACUCUUGUUCAUUAUUGUCAGGCUGGUCAUUCCAAUAAUUUUGUUACCAAUCUGAUACAGAAGUUUGAAUCAAUCGAUCUUUUCGGGCAAAUCUACAAGAGCAAAAUGAAGAAUCAGCAUGGGUCGUUCAUGCAAGCCUUGUUUGAGACAAGUGAUGGUAGAAGUAUCAAGUCAUAUGCAGGCCAAAUUCAGUACUUCUUUGUCAAUACUGCUGCAAACUCGUUUGCUGGUUAUGCGAGCCAGCAUGAAGUUUUACUUCAGCCUAGAGCAGGAGAAGGAGUUGAGGUGAAUGAGGUGGGGUUCGAAGAUGACAGCAUGAACAGCAUUCUUCCAGUGCAUAGAAUCUGCUAUCCAGUCGCAGCAGGUGACCACCUUGGUCUAGAAAGCAAAGUUCAGAUGUGUGUAGUUCCUUUGCCAUGA